CUACGAAGCCCAUAAGCCUAUUUUCCAAUAUGGUGUCCAAUACGCGCUGCUAAGUGUUAGUAUCACGUUUGGGAAGGGUUUGACUUGUAUCGUGCAUUUCUAUUCACAGCCUUUGAGUAUUUCUAACCAUUAGUGAGUUAUGUCUCCCAAAAUUUGGCCAUUUUUAAGGUUUGCAACCAAGGCUGGAUUGGCGGGAGGUGCAGUUUAUGUGGCUUACGAUCAAGGACUUUUGAGUAGUAGUGAUAAAGGAUCAGAAGCUUUGCGAAAAGCCAAGGAAGCUGUUCCUCCUGCUAUUGAUGAAUGGAUGAAAUAUCUAGGUUGGGAGCUUCCAGCCAGACCCAGUUUAGAUUUUUCAUUUCAAGACUCCUGGAAUUUUGGGGUGCGAAAAAGCAUCUGUGCUCUCUCUAUUGCUCCUACCAAAGCAUGUGAAUAUACUGAACAAGGAUGGCAGUAUCUGAAGACCCAGUUCAAAUAAAGAGGGUUUGUCCCUUUAAGAACAUCACCUUAUGCAAAUGUUCAGCUCAGCAUAUUUCCCCUUUCAGAACUGUAUUGAAUUGUAGUAGUCUGAAUAUUAAUAUGCUUAUUUAAGAAGCAAAAUAAAGAUUAUUAGUAUUUUUUUA
Messenger RNA from Protopterus annectens (West African lungfish), 620 nucleotides. It is a transcript of the gene MICOS13, whose product is annotated as mitochondrial contact site and cristae organizing system subunit 13. The transcript has 4 exons. Gene Ontology annotation, biological process: cristae formation. Gene Ontology annotation, cellular component: MICOS complex; mitochondrial crista junction. The record is from RefSeq and is a predicted model, not a curated record. NCBI's taxonomy places the organism in Eukaryota, Metazoa, Chordata, Ceratodontiformes, Protopteridae. Bases 140 to 475 code for a protein of 111 amino acids.